AUGACUGCAUCAAAGGAUGGUGCUAGUUUCACCAACAUCUCUGUAGAGGAGCACUUUAGGGUCUCUCAAUCAAAUCACGGUGGACAGUUUGUAGGUCCCACAGAAGAAUUUUCCACGGCGGCUAAUGCCCUUAUCGGGAGGUCGGCAAGAUUGACGGAGGCUCUCAAAGCAGCAUCCAUUAACGUCGGCUACAAGCCUGUGGAAACCAGAGACUUAGCUGCCAUAAAAGAGGUGGAAGCUAGAGCUACUGGAGAGAGCGGCGGUAGUAUAACAGCCGUGGCAAAUGAGGCGGUUACUCGUAACAAAAAGAUAGGUAAAGAAGAUGAGAAUAAGAUUCAUCUGCGCGAUAUUAUCGCGGAGAUUGAUGUGAAGAUAACAAGAGAUAGAUCAGUAACAAGUGAAGACGCGGAAGCAGUGGUUCAGGCUGAGCUCACUCAUCCUCCCUACAACCAUAUUAUUCCUGGAGGCGUCGCUGAGUCUGUCACUGCAGCUUAUAGAUUAAAUCGCAGUCCCUCUCUAUGA
This is a messenger RNA of Brassica oleracea var. oleracea, 522 nucleotides long. RefSeq names its product late embryogenesis abundant protein D-34-like. Lineage: Eukaryota; Viridiplantae; Streptophyta; Magnoliopsida; Brassicales; Brassicaceae. Bases 1 to 522 code for a protein of 173 amino acids. The transcript has 3 exons. The record is from RefSeq and is a predicted model, not a curated record.